GACCGAGAUAAACAACCCAGCAGAGUGCCGCUACAAAUGGCGCCGCCGUACGUUUGCCAUUGUCGCCAAGUGAGGUGCUCAGGAGAAUACAGCAGCCACGAAAGAAAUCAUAAAAAUCAUGCAAGAUGACUACCCAGAAUUUUUGGCCAUCAAAUUUUUUGUUAAUGUUCCUUCUUGGGGAAGUAUGAUUUUCAAGCUGCUCCGUCCAUUACUAUCCGAAGCCACGACCAAGAAAUUUGUUGUAUGCUCAACUAAUGAACUGUAUCCAACACUCACUGAUACAAUUGCAGUAGAAAAUUUACCAUCGGUGUACCAAAAGCUCCAAAAGGAGAAGGACACGGAAGAAAAAAGCAAGGAGCAGCAGCAGCAACAACAACAACAACAACAACAACAAGAAUCUGCUGCAGCAGUUAGAACAGCAACGGGUAUAAAUAGCGAUGAUGAGGCGGAUAAGGAUAAAAUGAAGGAUGAUGGGAAACAAGAACAGUGAUAGGAAAGGACCUGAUGCUAAGAAAGAGGAAGCAUUGGACGGCAAAAAAGACAGGAUGGACGAUGCUGCAGUCGCUUCUGCAAAAGAUGCAUCCAAUACA
Messenger RNA from Mycotypha africana, 590 nucleotides. RefSeq lists its product as uncharacterized. Lineage: Eukaryota; Fungi; Mucoromycota; Mucoromycetes; Mucorales; Mycotyphaceae. Bases 119 to 490 code for a protein of 123 amino acids. The transcript is spliced from 4 exons. Gene Ontology annotation, molecular function: lipid binding. The record is from RefSeq and is a predicted model, not a curated record.